This is a messenger RNA of Porites evermanni, 21958 nucleotides long. Lineage: Eukaryota; Metazoa; Cnidaria; Anthozoa; Scleractinia; Poritidae. The record is from the annotation of a GenBank genome assembly.
UUCAUCAACAAAGCGGAAAUUCGUGGUAACAGAACCGUGAAUUUUUUUCCGCUUUCUCUGAAUAUUAUCUCAAAACACAUACCAAUAUUUGUUCAUCAAAGCUGCAAGCUUUGAAAGGUAGAGCAAUGAGGUACUUUACCCUACUUUGCUAUUUCCUGGUGGCUUGCGGCGAAGUGCUUCUAGCAGAUAAAAUCACUGCAGACGAACUCCAUAAAAGAGGUACGGGGUCAAAAUGUACUUUUCAGUUUUAAAAGCAUUUUUAAAAGCUUUUUACUGAUCUCUCGAACACAGUUUAGCAGACGUAUUAGAGACAUUGUUCAACUGCAAAGGUCACUCCGUCAUGUCACAAAAAAGUAAACGAAGUUGUUUUUGGUAAGUUAAGUGUUUUCCUUGCACUUGUCAAGAGUAAAUUGGCAUUUGGUGGUAUUUGAAUUGCAAGUAUAUUUGCGGUUUCGACAGAUCUGGUUGUUAGGAGAAGAGUGAGUGUUCGGGUUACAGUACGCUUAAGACUGAUAAGUCUCAUAGUGGACACCUGCCCUCAGGGAGUGGUUGAGAUUCUAGUCAAGUUUUGAUUACCGAUCACACUUGAUUUGGUUCUUUAAGCUAUAUAAAAAACGAAGGGACAAAUACUGCGGCUUAUAAACUUGCCAUAUAAACUUGCCAUUGAAAUCCUCAAUCUAGUCACUGCUUAGCUCAAGAACAUUGUAGCUGACAUGGCCGUCGUUGUUGGUGAGCUGUAAGUGCUUAAUAGCUCAUAUUCUGCAAUUUUUUUCUAUCAGCUUUCUUUGGAGUAAAAAUGCGACGAUUUAAAUCAGAUAAAAGAUUGUAAAGUAAAUUUCUGGCAAAGAAUUAAUGCACGAGGUUGAAAGUUCUAGAUCGUGACAACAAUGCAGGAUUUUUUUCCCCGAUUGGAACAAUGCAUGAUUGCUAGAAGGUUAAAGUUUACCCAAAUCAAUCAAUGUUCACAUAACUUAGGGAAUGAUGUUGCGCAUAAGUUACUGCCUUAAAAGUAACAUUUAAUUUACUGAGCCGUGCUACAAGCUCAUAAAGAAGACUGAAACUUAAAAAAGUAGUGGUAAGCAAACGAGGGAAAUUUCCAAUACGCUACUGAAAACUAUAACCCUGUUUACAAUGUAAAGUAUAGUUCUUGGACCGGCACUGAGACAAUACCGGAUAGGGCUUCUGUUGACACAUGAGAACGGCUUUUUUGGCGCGAUUUCUGUAACGGAGGAAAGCUGCGCUGAUCAAGAAAGUGGAAUUUUCUGUGCCACGCUUUGAUGAGUGUGAAAGGGAAUUCGGACCGUUGUGGAUGUGAAUGAAUAAGAGCGAGGAUUGGAAUCCACUAAGGACUAGGAUUUACUUCCCCAAGCCCUCUUAACCAACUACUCCGACACGAUGUUUAACCUGAGAUCAGCUUUUACUUUUUUCUGACUCCAUUGUUUUUCAUUGCUUUUGAGUAACCGGUUCAUUCUACAGCCAGAACACGUAUUUGCCAGUAAAUCAAAGGCGACUCAGCUCUAACCCUUAAUCAUAAUGAUUGCAGAAGAAUUCAACUUGUUGGUGCACAACAACUCAAUUCAACGUGUCAAUCUUGAGGCUUCUUAGUAAUUUCAACGUUUAAAGAAACGUAUUUGAGGCAUAAAAAGCGAUAUUCGAAUAUUGGAGCACGUACGUGAAACAAAUUCGUUUAACGUCUCGCUUGAUUGUACAUAUAUAAUCAAAUAGUAAUCACGGCCUAUAACGAUCUGUUAACUAUGACUUAGACCUUUAAGGGUGGAUCGACUUUUUAAGUAGGCACUUAAUUUCACUUUUAAAUCCAGUACUGGGCAUUAACGACGUCAAAGAAAUCGCACGUUUUCGACUCUUUUUAAGCCAACAUUUUCUUGUGUGAUAUUUUACACGUUUUGUUUUAAAAUGUGCUCCGAUCAGAACUUUAUGUUUUACUCUGAACAAACCGCCUGGCGGUAAGAUUUAAAGGCUGAUUUAAAGCUGUAUAUAGAUUUCACUUUAUACUAAAAUCAAGUCAGUAAAGCCUAUACCAAGACUUGUUCAGUUACAAUUAGCUUGAUCCACACUCCUCGAUCUCCACGUUUCACAGGUCCAAUGCUGCUGUUCCAACUGCAUUUGAACAAUAUGGUUGGCUUAACACAUUUAAGGCAAGAUGCUGCACUCAGUGCAACGCAUCUUGAUCAAAUUUUGUUCAUGCGUUUAUUUUCCAGCCGAUUGUUUGGCUUCACUAAAGGAAUACCAAUACUAUAACCAAUGCGGUCUUCGUCUUGCUUACCUCAACAUGCAAAGCAGCUACGUGUCUUGGGCUUGUUUUAACCGUUCAUUUAACAAAGCGGAAAUUCGUGGUAACAGAACCGUGACUUUCUCUCCGCUUUCUCUGAAUAUAAUCUCAAAACACAUACCAAUACUUGUUCAUCAAAGCUGCAAGCUUUNUAGAUUUCACUUUAUACUAAAAUCAAGUCAGUAAAGCCUAUACCAAGACUUGUUCAGUUACAAUUAGCUUGAUCCACACUCCUCGAUCUCCACGUUUCACAGGUCCAAUGCUGCUGUUCCAACUGCAUUUGAACAAUAUGGUUGGCUUAACACAUUUAAGGCAAGAUGCUGCACUCAGUGCAACGCAUCUUGAUCAAAUUUUGUUCAUGCGUUUAUUUUCCAGCCGAUUGUUUGGCUUCACUAAAGGAAUACCAAUACUAUAACCAAUGCGGUCUUCGUCUUGCUUACCUCAACAUGCAAAGCAGCUACGUGUCUUGGGCUUGUUUUAACCGUUCAUUUAACAAAGCGGAAAUUCGUGGUAACAGAACCGUGACUUUCUCUCCGCUUUCUCUGAAUAUAAUCUCAAAACACAUACCAAUACUUGUUCAUCAAAGCUGCAAGCUUUGAGAGGUAGAGCCAUGAGGUACUGUAUCCUACUUUGCUAUUUCCUUGUGGCUUGCGCUGAAGUGCUUCUAGGAGAUGAAAUCACCGCAGACAAACUCCAUAAAAGAGGUACGGGGUCAAAAUGUACUUUUUCAGUUUAAAAUUUUAAUACCAUUUUUAAAGAAUUUUACUGAUGUCGGACACGAUUUAGUAUGAGACACGUUGUUCAAUUGCAAAGGUUUCUCUGUCAUGUGACAAAAAAGGUAAACGAAGUUGUUUUUGGCAAGUUAAGUGUUUUCCUUGCACUUGUCGAGAGCAAAUUGGCAUAUGGCGAGGUUUGAAUUGCAGGUACCUUUGCGGUUACGACAGAUCUAGUUGUUAGGAUAAGAGUGAGUGUCAGGGUUUAAUACAGUACACCUAAGACUGACAAGUCUCAUAGUGAACACCUUCCCUCUGGGAGUGGUUAAAGAUUUUAGUCAAGUUUUGAUUACCGAUCACCACUGAUUUGGUUCUUUAAGAUAUAUGGAAGCCGAGGUGACUGGUUUGUGCGUCCCUCUUUUAAAAAUAUUGCGGUCGGAAUGAACUUUGGCAAUAAUUAUAUAAACUCGCCAUUGAAAUCCUCAAUCUGGUCAAUGCUUAGCUCAAGAACAUUGUAGCUGACAUGGGCUCGUUGUUGGCGAGCUGUAAGUGCUUAAUAGCUCAUCAGAUUCUGCAAUUUGUCUAUAUCAGCUUUCCUUGGAGUAAAAAAAGCCUUAAAUCCGAUAAAAGAUUGUCAAGUAGAUUUCUGGCAAAGAAUUAAUGCACGAGGUUGAAAGUUCUAGACCGUGACAAUAAUGCAGGAAUUUUUUCCGCGAUUGGAACAAUGCAUGGUUGCUAGGAGGUUAAAGUUUAGCCAAAUCAGUUAUCUUAAAUGCGCAUAAGUUACAGCACUAAAAGUAAAAUUCCUUUUACUGUGCAGUGCUAUAGCAUAUGAAAAGAACUGAAACUGGAAAGUAGUGUUAGGCAAACGAGAGAAAUUUCCAAUACACUGAAAGCUAAGUCUAUAUUUACAAUAGAACGUAUAGUUCUUGGGUUGGCACGAAAAUCAUAUCGGAUAGGACUUCUAUUCACACUUAAGAACGGUUUUUUAGGCGCGAUUUCUGUAACGGAGGAAAGCUGCGCCGCGCGAGCGAGAGUGGAGUGUUCUGUGCAACGCUAUAGUGUUGUGUGAAAGGGAAUUCGGACCGUUGCGGAAGUGAAUAAAUAGGAGCGAGGACUGGAAUCCACUGACGACUGGGAUUUACUUCCCCAAGACCUCUCGGCCUACGGCACGAUGUUCGAUGUGUGUGAAGCAAUUUGUUCCAGUGCUGUGCCGUUGUGAUUCACACUAUGCCGGACAGCUUUUAGUAUCAUUCUGUGUAGUUGUUAUCUAGCUUAAAGGAGCGGGAGUAAAGUCACUCAUAAAGGUCCAAAAAAGAGUUGGAAUCGGGUGAUGAAUAGUUUAGUUUCUGGAAGCUAAGCGUACCUCUGUAACAUCCCUAGCUAUACGUUCCUGUAGGGCAGAUAGUUGUUCUUUCUGACCUUCUAAUCAUUCUAAUCUCUGAAACAGCGUAAAGCAAGCUAAUGGUUUAACACUUGUUCCUUUACAGUAUUGGAUCCAUGUGUGGGUUACAAGAUUUUGAACAGCAUUGAUCGUCGUGUGGGAUACACUGGUCAAAGCCCACUCGGAUGUGAUCAGCCUGGCCGAGGAUUUACCGAAGGCUGGUAUCGCUUCACUGGUGAAGCUGGUGUUAGGAUGCCCACCAAAUGCCCAGCUAAACGUCGCUGUGGUACGCAUGCUCCAGGGUGGUUGCAAGGGGGACAUCCUACCGUCGCUCAGGGUAUAGUGAGUAGGAAAGUUUGUUACCAUUGGUCAAGCAGUUGCUGUAACUGGAGUAAUGACAUUAAGGUCAAGAAUUGUGGAGCUUUUUACGUCUAUGAACUGAAGAGAACGCCCGUCUGUUCGCUUCGAUAUUGCGGUGAGUGUAAAAUUGACUUUCCUGAAAUCAUACACUUCAUACCUAGACUUUGAUAAUCUAUUUGCCUCGAAAGGAAUGAUAAUAACGGGCUUUUCGUUCUACUUUUCGUAAUACUAUGCUAAAAAAAUAAUGUCGCUCAGUUUGCCGGGAUCUAGGUGGUCAUUUACGGUCCUGGUAGAUUAAUUUUAUUUACCACUAGCAUCCUCUGAAAAGUCAUUUUCAUGUGUCCUGCAUUUUCGUAAAGUUUUUAAAGUUCUGCUACAUCGAGUAAUCCCAUGUUUCAUUGUCUGUGGCUUACCACUAUCCUUAAAGACAUUUACUGUGUUGAAGUCAAAACGAUUUGUUUUCAGGAAUACCUAAUGAAUGCGAGGUCUACACCUCAAUCAACGAACCUGAACGCCGAAUGGGUAACCCCAACCAAAACAAUCUGCAAUGCGAUCGAAAUUUCAUCGUGGACGGAAGAUGGUAUCGCUUCAUUGGCAACAGCGGUUCUCAAAUACCAGAAAAUUGUGUUCCCGUGAGAAGAUGCGGAACACAUGCUCCUGGUUGGCUAAGCGGGGCCCAUCCAAAACUCCAAGAUGGUCUUGUUGGUCGAAAAGUUUGUUAUCACUGGUCAAACAAGUGCUGCAAUUGGCAUAACGACAUCAAGGUUCGAAGCUGUGGUACUUUUUUCGUUUAUCAGUUAAAAAGGCCUCCAACAUGCACGUUACGUUACUGUGGCAACAAUAACGCAGGUAAGUGUAAUGUGCUGUAGCUGAUCUAUUUUAGUCUUAUUCUUAUUCAUGAAAUCUUGCUCUGGCUGCUCACCUCUACAGUUGAUUUUGUUGUCCUAUCAAAAAGUUCUUGAGCUGGCAAGAAACCUCGUAGAGUUUUGGGUAAUUAACCUGGACGGACAGCUAAAUUGGACAAACUAUUCACGUUCGAAUACAAUUGCAAGCAAAGUUUACCACUGAAAAAAAACCGGGGACAUUUAUGUUUAGUGAGCCAAUUUCAGAAACAUCCAGGUCCACGCUUAUGAUGAUUAUCUGCAAAUGUAUUUCUGGGAUAUAAUAAAAAGAGGCGAAAAAUAGGCAUAUAGUCCAGGGUUUAGGAUCCUGGGCGGCAAACACCUUUCCCAACUUUUAUGGGAGUAUCUUCGGGACAUUUAAUGAUUUGUUUGAUGUGCUUCGCUUGCUUUUUAGGAGCGCCUACCACACUGCCACCACCAACAACAACACAAGGUAUGCAUGUACAAAUCCACUAAAAAGAUAUGACGAUUUUUUGUUAUUACUUUAGAACGCUAAACACAAGUUAGAAUGAAAGGAAUUCCCAGAAAUGUAAUAGUUAAGGCCUAUUUAAUUCUACUAUGCAUCAACUAUCGGUGUAUGACGUUAGCAUUCAAUGACCUUGGUGGAAACGAUUUGCAAGUUGAGAAGAUUGAGCCAUAUUAUUCAAGUUUAACCCUGUUGUGUCAACAAAUGAAAAAAAAUGAAUAUAUGCUUUGGUUUUCCUUUGAUAUAAUCAUCUGAUAUCUUUCCUUACGAGUUCCAUUCCCCAAUCCGUUAGUUUAGCGUAAUAAACCAAAAAUUGUGGAAAUCACUAUGAUAUAGCCCCUUUAAGAAAUAUUUUCUUCCUUUUAUUGAUUUUUGAUACAAAAUCCACAUCAUAUCAAGAUGGAUCUACGUUUAUAUCGCUACAGUCACCAUGAAUGCGUUUUACCAUCAAUAAGAAAUAUUGUAAUCAAUAAUCGUUCUUAAUUUCUUUCAAGCGCCUGCCCCAUGUAACAGUUACAAGCUUCUAAACAACAUUAACCGUCGUGUGGGAUACACUGGUCAAAGCCCAAUCGGAUGUGAUCAGCCUGGUCGUGGGUUCACCGAGGGCUGGUAUCGCUUCACUGGUGCAGCUGGUGUUAGGAUGCCCACUAAANUACAAUAAAAAUUCAAAACACUACAUAUUAUAUAUACAUAUCAAAUUAAGUUAAGAUUAGCACCUCUAGGAAUAAAUGAUUGUUUGUGCCUAACAGUGCGUGAUACAGGUAUUCUGAGGUACGCUGGGUUAGUCUUACAAGAUCUUAGAUUAUGGCCAUGAUCCACUGGCUUUUCAGUCACCAUGAAUGCGUUUUACCAUCAAUAAGAAAUAUUGUAAUCAAUAAUCGUUUUUAAUUUCUUUCAAGCGCCUGACCCAUGUAACAGUUACAAGCUUCUAAACAACGUUAACCGUCGUGUGGGAUACACUGGUCAAAGCCCACUCGGAUGUGAUCAGCCUGGCCGUGGAUUCACCGAAGGCUGGUAUCGCUUCUCUGGUGCAGCUGGUGUUAGGAUGCCCACUAAAUGCCCCGCUAAACGUCGCUGCGGUACGCAUGCCCCAGGGUGGUUGCAAGGAGGUCAUCCUACCGUAGCUCAGGGUAUAGUGAGUCGUAAAGUUUGUUAUCAUUGGUCAAGCGGCUGCUGUCAAUGGAGUAAUAACAUCAGAGUCAGGAAUUGUGGAGCUUUUUACGUCUAUGAACUGAAGAGGACGCCUGCCUGUUCACUUCGAUACUGCGGUGAGCUUAAAUCCUUACCCAAAUCAUUUUCAGAUAUUUCUUUCUUUCUUCCGCCAAACUUUGGCAUAUUUCGAAACUGAUCUUCUGCCUCGAUAACAAGAAAUUCCCCGAAAAUUCUUCAGAAAAUCUGUAUCCUUUCCAGCCACUUUAAAUUACACUUCAUAGAUGUUUUUAUGUAAGUCCUAGCCGAGCCGAUAAGUAGUGUUUAUGAAAAAUUUUCUUCCAAUUGAAUUCAAACUGAUUUGCUUGCAGGAAUACCCAAUGAAUGCGAGGACUAUGAAACGCUCAACCAACCUGACCGGGCAAUGGGCAAUACCGACCAGAGCAGACUGCGAUGCGAUCAAAGAGCACCAGACAACAUCGUGGAUGGUAAAUGGCAUCGCCUGAUAGGCAACAGUGGUACUAAGAUUCCAGAAUCAUGUGUUCCCAUGAGAAGAUGCGGAACACAUGCUCCUGGCUGGCUUAACGGUACCCACCCGCAACUCCAGGAAGGUCAAGUGAAUCGUAAAGUUUGUUAUCAUUGGUCGAGCAGGUGCUGCAAUUGGCAAAACAACAUCAAGGUCCGAAGCUGUGGUGAUUUUUAUGUGUAUAACUUAAUCAAGCCUCCACAUUGUUGGCUGCGUUACUGUGGAGACAAUAAUACAGGUCAGUGCAAGACUCUGACACAUUUCUAUUUUAUUUGUUUAUCUAUUUAUUUUUACUAGCGUUCUCAGAUAUUUGAAGAACACAGCAGCAUGCGCCACCAUCAGUCUCUUGCCCAUGUAUACAUUUUUUCGUCAAUCAAUCUUAUUCUUUACAAAAGAAACUCGUGUGUUCAAUCAAGUAAUUAAGGAUAAACGGAUAAGGGUUAAAAUCCUCCUUAAAGUAGGAAAAUAGAUAAACAAUCUAAUUAAGUCACCUGUUUGAUUGUUUUUCUUUGUAGGGUCACCUAUUACAUCGCCCUCUCCAGCAACUACAAAAGGUAAAAAAGAAGAUCAAAAUGCAAUUGUCCUGUUCACAAAUCUUCGUACACUACAGCGCUUAUCUGUUUAUGGGCGGAGCUUUAUAUUCUUAUCCCAUAUUGGGUCCCUCUAUCACAAAGGACAAUGCAGCUCGUGUGGUCACUGAUUCGAGUAGAGUAGGAGGUUUUUGGUAUAAACAUACUGGCCUCUCCUUUUUCUUCAUUUAUAUUAUGAGUAUAAAAGCAUAGGAACAUCAGCCUAAACUUAUAGUGAAAGGAAAUUAACUUGAUAUCAAUCGAUCUUUAGGAAGUAUAUUUGUUGUUCGGGGACUCAGGACAGAUUGUUGAUAACUCUUGUAAUUACUCCUGUUUACGUAUCAUGAUGGUGUCCCUUUUUUCCAGACUAAGUACAUCCUUGUUAAAAGAAUGAAUUCUUCCUCUUCUGCUUCUCGCUAAAAUUAAAUGAGAUUUAUAUGUUUUUUUUAGUUUACGUAUUUUUGGGUACUAUCAAUAAAUAAUAACAAUAAUAGUAAUAAUAAUAAUAAUAAUAAUAAUAAUAAUAAUAAUAAUAAUAAUAAUAAUAAUAGUAAUAGUAAUAACAAUAAAACAACACUUAAAUAUCUUUCGUUUUGUUUUCUCCACAGCACCAACUACAACACCAGGUAUAAAAUGGUUCCAUACUUUCAGUUAUUGUGCUUUUCAGUAACACGCGAGUUGUAAACUUUAUACGCCAGCUUACAAUUGCCUUUUUCGCUCAGCUGUCAUUGCGGCAUAAUUACGAUCACAAGCUACGAACCUUAAAACACGACACAAAACGGAUGGAAAUCCACCAAUAACAAAUCAAAAACCAUGACCUCUUGAAAUCGUUGAAGUAAACCUUAAUUUGUUUUCUAUAAGGGCGCUAGAUGAUUAAUCGAGCAAAGAACACAAACGCAAGUUGGUUUUGAACUUCAGAGUUCGCGUGUUUGUAAAAAGCUCAGUAAAGGCAUUUAGUUUUAACUGACUAGUGUAAGUUCAUCUUAUCUAUCAAAUACGGGUUGCAGUCCUUGCACAAUAAACAUCAACACAUCCUUUUAAGUAAGUAGUUACUAAAAAAAUAUUCUUUUGAGCUUUGUCUUUCCCGAAGCUAAUGUUUUCAUGCGUUCUCUUUAGCACCGAAUCCAUGCAGCAACUAUCACGUUCUUGACGGUUUCAACCGUAGUGUGGCAAAUACAGAUCAAAGGAAUUUGAGAUGUGACCAGAGACACCUGCAUCCUUUGCCAGCUUGGUAUCGCUUCAGUGGCGAAGCUGGCGACAGACUGCCAACAUCCUGUGUACCAAAAUUACACUGUGGUACGCAUGCUCCGGGCUGGCUGAACGGUUCACACCCGUCAGUAAGAGAAGGCAUUGUCACUCGUCGAGUUUGCUAUCAUUGGGGUUCCAGAUGUUGCAACUGGAAAAACGAUAUUCAGAUCCAAAACUGUGGUGCCUUCUAUGUAUAUCGGUUAGUUAAGCCUCCCACGUGCUGGCUGCGUUACUGUGGUAACAAUGCAGGUGAGUUUUUUUGUUUUCGUCCCUUCUAGCUGUUAUCGGAAAAGGUCUUGAAUUUUAUUCCAACAUUCGUAGUGAGGGAAUUGAAUUAAGGGACAGAGCCAAGUGUUUCCAACUGCAAUGGUAAGAAGGUGUCCUUAUUGUUAAGGAAAGACAUUUGGUAUCUGUUGGGCCAAUCGAGCUUUCCGUACUGGUUUUUUUUGAGGGAUUUAGGUGCUAUUGCGUUCCUUGAAUAUACUCAUCUCAAUGUAAAUAAGCUUUUGAUAGGUAAUUUUACUGGCCUCAAAAUUAUAGAUAAUGAAUAGAAUGGUAUGUGGAGUGAGAAGAACUUGGAAAAUCUUAUUAGUUCCAAAUAGGAAUCAGUUAAACCUACGACAUUCAAGGCACUCUACCUUUCGAAAAAGUGCGAACUAUACUUUAAGGGAUUCCGAUAAUCUGCAUCCGCUUUUUGUAAAUGUAAAGUUUAUUCUUUUGACACUCAAUUCUGCAAAAGCAUCAAACCUGGAUAUCUUACGUCUGCAAUUCUUUUCAGGAACGCCUCCACCACCAACAACGACACCACCUCUACCAACAACAAGACCAGGUAUGAAAAACGUGAAAUGGUCUCACAGAAACAACAUUACACUUUGACAUAAAAAUUGUUGGUAAUGUAAAUUUACAUUAUCAUAAACGUAUUUGACAAACGCUUUAGAGGAACAAGCGUUGGCAUACGAUCAUUUUGUCUUCAGGUUUUGUUUUGUUGCAUUGCCUGGGGGAUCGGAGUUAGCGAGGUUCAGGGAGCAAUAAUGUCUUGUUGAGUUUGUUGCUGAGUUCCUCUUUGGUCCGAAAGAUUUUUUUGGAUAAUUCUUCGGAUUGAAAUUCUAUGUGGGAAAGUGUCUCCAGUUAGUGGGGGACACCAAAGAUUUCCACGCAGGUUUAUCAGUUCCUGAAAAUGUCAAGUGUCCCCAUCUCAAAAAAAAUCAAUGAAUUUAAUUUGUUUCGUUCUCGUUGAUUAGUUUAAUGCUGCCCAGGUUUAUUCAUUUUACUGCUUUUUUUUCUUCAAAAUAGCAUAUAUUAAUUGUAAUAAAAGUCUUGNUUUUUUUGUUUUCGUCCCUUCUAGCUGUUAUCGGAAAAGGUCUUGAAUUUUAUUCCAACAUUCGUAGUGAGGGAAUUGAAUUAAGGGACAGAGCCAAGUGUUUCCAACUGCAAUGGUAAGAAGGUGUCCUUAUUGUUAAGGAAAGACAUUUGGUAUCUGUUGGGCCAAUCGAGCUUUCCGUACUGGUUUUUUUUGAGGGAUUUAGGUGCUAUUGCGUUCCUUGAAUAUACUCAUCUCAAUGUAAAUAAGCUUUUGAUAGGUAAUUUUACUGGCCUCAAAAUUAUAGAUAAUGAAUAGAAUGGUAUGUGGAGUGAGAAGAACUUGGAAAAUCUUAUUAGUUCCAAAUAGGAAUCAGUUAAACCUACGACAUUCAAGGCACUCUACCUUUCGAAAAAGUGCGAACUAUACUUUAAGGGAUUCCGAUAAUCUGCAUCCGCUUUUUGUAAAUGUAAAGUUUAUUCUUUUGACACUCAAUUCUGCAAAAGCAUCAAACCUGGAUAUCUUACGUCUGCAAUUCUUUUCAGGAACGCCUCCACCACCAACAACGACACCACCUCUACCAACAACAAGACCAGGUAUGAAAAACGUGAAAUGGUCUCACAGAAACAACAUUACACUUUGACAUAAAAAUUGUUGGUAAUGUAAAUUUACAUUAUCAUAAACGUAUUUGACAAACGCUUUAGAGGAACAAGCGUUGGCAUACGAUCAUUUUGUCUUCAGGUUUUGUUUUGUUGCAUUGCCUGGGGGAUCGGAGUUAGCGAGGUUCAGGGAGCAAUAAUGUCUUGUUGAGUUUGUUGCUGAGUUCCUCUUUGGUCCGAAAGAUUUUUUUGGAUAAUUCUUCGGAUUGAAAUUCUAUGUGGGAAAGUGUCUCCAGUUAGUGGGGGACACCAAAGAUUUCCACGCAGGUUUAUCAGUUCCUGAAAAUGUCAAGUGUCCCCAUCUCAAAAAAAAUCAAUGAAUUUAAUUUGUUUCGUUCUCGUUGAUUAGUUUAAUGCUGCCCAGGUUUAUUCAUUUUACUGCUUUUUUUUCUUCAAAAUAGCAUAUAUUAAUUGUAAUAAAAGUCUUGUUGAAUUCUCCAUAAAGUGAGUUUAUAUCUCCACUUUCCCUUUUUAGCACCAAAUCCAUGCAGCAACUAUCACGUUCUUGACGGUUUCAACCGUAGCGUGGCAAAUAGAGAUCAAAAGAACUUGAGAUGUGACCAGAGACACCUGCAUCCUUUGCCAGCUUGGUAUCGCUUCAGUGGCGAAGCUGGCGACAGAAUGCCAACAUCCUGUGUCCCAAAAUUACGCUGUGGUACGCAUGCUCCGGGCUGGCUGAACGGUUCACACCCGUCAGUAAGAGAAGGCAUUGUCACUCGUCGAGUUUGCUAUCAUUGGGGUUCCAGAUGUUGCAACUGGAAAAACGAUAUUCAGAUCCAAAACUGUGGUGCCUUCUAUGUAUAUCGGUUAGUUAAGCCUCCCACGUGCUGGCUGCGUUACUGUGGUAACAAUGCAGGUGAGUUUUUUUUGUUUUCGUCCCUUCUAGCUGUUAUCGGAAAAGGUCUUGAAUUUUAUUCCAACAUUCGUAGUGAGGGAAUUGAAUUAAGGGACAGAGCCAAGUGUUUCCAACUGCAAUGGUAAGAAGGUGUCCUUAUUGUUAAGGAAAGACAUUUGGUAUCUGUUGGGCCAAUCGAGCUUUCCGUACUGGUUUUGUUUUUAGGGAUUUAGGUGCUAUUGCGUUCUUUGAAUAUACUCAUCUCAAUGUAAAUAAGCUUUUGAUAGGUAAUUUUACUGGCCUCAAAAUUAUAGAUAAUGAAUAGAAUGGUAUGUGGAGUGAGAAGAACUUGGAAAAUUUUGUUAGUUCCAAAUGGGAAUCAGUUAAACCUACGACAUUCAAGGCACUCUACCUUUCGAAAAAGUGCGAACUAUACUUUAAGGGAUUCCGAUAAUCUGCAUCCGCUUUUUGUAAAUGUAAAGUUUAUUCUUUUGACACUCAAUUCUGCAAAAGCAUCAAACCUGGAUAUCUUACGUCUGCAAUUCUUUUCAGGAACGCCUCCACCACCAACAACGACACCACCUCUACCAACAACAAGACCAGGUAUGAAAAACGUGAAAUGGUCUCACAGAAACAACAUUACACUUUGACAUAAAAAUUGUUGGUAAUGUAAAUUUACAUUAUCAUAAACGUAUUUGACAAACGCUUUAGAGGAACAAGCGUUGGCAUACGAUCAUUUUGUCUUCAGGUUUUGUUUUGUUGCAUUGCCUGGGGGAUCGGAGUUAGCGAGGUUCAGGGAGCAAUAAUGUCUUGUUGAGUUUGUUGCUGAGUUCCUCUUUGGUCCGAAAGAUUUUUUUGGAUAAUUCUUCGGAUUGAAAUUCUAUGUGGGAAAGUGUCUCCAGUUAGUGGGGGACACCAAAGAUUUCCACGCAGGUUUAUCAGUUCCUGAAAAUGUCAAGUGUCCCCAUCUCAAAAAAAAUCAAUGAAUUUAAUUUGUUUCGUUCUCGUUGAUUAGUUUAAUGCUGCCCAGGUUUAUUCAUUUUACUGCUUUUUUUUCUUCAAAAUAGCAUAUAUUAAUUGUAAUAAAAGUCUUGUUGAAUUCUCCAUAAAGUGAGUUUAUAUCUCCACUUUCCCUUUUUAGCACCAAAUCCAUGCAGCAACUAUCACGUUCUUGACGGUUUCAACCGUAGCGUGGCAAAUAGAGAUCAAAAGAACUUGAGAUGUGACCAGAGACACCUGCAUCCUUUGCCAGCUUGGUAUCGCUUCAGUGGCGAAGCUGGCGACAGAAUGCCAACAUCCUGUGUCCCAAAAUUACGCUGUGGUACGCAUGCUCCGGGCUGGCUGAACGGUUCACACCCGUCAGUAAGAGAAGGCAUUGUCACUCGUCGAGUUUGCUAUCAUUGGGGUUCCAGAUGUUGCAACUGGAAAAACGAUAUUCAGAUCCAAAAUUGUGGUGCUUUCUACGUGUAUCGGUUGGUUAAGCCCCCUGUGUGCUGGCUGCGUUACUGCGGUAACAAUGCAGGUGAGAUUUAGGUUUUUUUUUUUACUUCUAACCGUUUUUGGAGGCGAUUUUCAUCUAUAGUCAAACCUUCCUAAUGGGAAUUAGUUGAAAGUGGCAAGUGUGUCCGUAUUAUAGAGGCCGAUAGUAUAUAGAGGUGUACGAUUAUGGAGAAGUCUGUACGGAAGUUUUGACGGCUUGGCAUUGUUAUCACACUAAAUGGUUUUGCUUGUUAAAUUUUAAAUCUCUUAGACCUUAAGGAACAAGGGAUAGAAAUGAUCAGCCAGUAAAUUUUGGAUGGCAAAAGAAAUGAAAUUUGAUUGUGAUAUGUCAAUUUCAAAAUCUAGCCAGGGUCAAAAAUGUGGGGAUUAAAAACGUCAAAAGUUUAAAGGAACUUCGAUAGUCUGAACCUGCCUUUGGUUAUUUUAAAGCACUAAACUUUAACGACGAAGCAAAAUGUUUGAGUAUGAUUUGUUUUUAUAUUUAUAAUCUUUUCAGGAACACCUCCACCACCAACAACUACACCACCUCUGCCAACAACCACACCAGGUAUGAAAGAUAGAACAUGUUCUUUCACAAACAAAAUUUUACUUUCAAGACAUAACCUUCAGUUAUUUAAUCUGAGCAUUUUUUUUAUUGAAGAUGUAGAUAUUUGAUUAGUCUUUUGAAGAAUAAAUGUCAGUGAAGGAUCUCUCUGUGUGAAACCCUGUUUUCAGCAAUUUUCGGGAAACGAAAGAGAAAUAUCGGCCUCCACCUGUGUGGCCUGGUUGAAAUCCUGGCGUCAAUUCAUUGUGUGGGUUGAGUUUGUUGUCAGUUUGCUUUCCUGCUUUGGGACGUUUCCACAAAAUACUCGGGUUUUCUUCUCAUACACUUACACAUGCAUGGUUAAGUCUAGUUUUGGUGUGGGCAGUGUCUCCAGGAGUGUCUUGUAUCUGUCAGAUAAACGGUUAACUUGUAACACCAAUGUUGUUGCUUUCUUUGUCGGGCUGAGGUAACGUUAUCCCUUUCCCUCUCUAGCACCAAAUCCGUGCAGCAACUAUCACGUUCUCGACGGUUUCAACCGUAGUGUGGCCAAUACAGAUCAAAGGAACUUGAGAUGUGACCAGAGACACCUGCAUCCUUUGCCAGCUUGGUAUCGCUUCACUGGCGAAGCUGGCGACAGAAUGCCAACAUCCUGUGUACCAAAACGACGCUGUGGUACGCAUGCUCCAGGCUGGCUGAACGGUUCCCACCCAUCAGUAGGAGAAGGCAUUGUUACUCGUCGAGUUUGUUAUCAUUGGGGUUCCAGAUGUUGCAACUGGAAAAACGAUAUUCAGAUCCAAAACUGUGGUGCUUUCUACGUUUAUCGGUUAGUUAAGCCUCCUGUGUGUUGGCUGCGUUACUGCGGUAACAAUGCAGGUGAGAUUUAGUUGUUUCUUUUUUACUUCUAAAUGUUUUUGGAGACGAUUUUCAUCUACAAUCAAAGCUCUCUAAUGUGAAUUAGUUGAAAGUAGCAAGUUUGUCCGUAUAAAGGGCGAUAGUAUAGAGAGGUGUAUGAUUAUGGAGAAGUCUGUAAAGACGUUUUUGACGGAUUGGCAUUGUUAACACACUAAAUCGUUUUGCUUGCUUUUUUGAAUUUUAAAACGAUUAGAUCUUGAGGAACAAGGAAAAACAAAAUGAUUAGCUAUAGUAAGUUUUGCGUGGCAUCGAUAAUUAUACUAACUUUGCCUCCCUCAGUAAGAAAUGGGCUACUUUGGAACAAUGUUGCUCAGAAAAAUAAUUUAAUCUAAACAACUAAAUAAGGUGCAGAUAAGAGACGGGCAGAUGGGGAAAGAAGGACCAAAAGGCAUGCAACUUUCUUGUCAUUGUCAUUUUAGUCCUUUUGUGGACUUUGUCUUUCUUUUGUUUUGUUUUUUUUUUCUUUUUCCUUUGUUUUUUUCCCUUUUGUUAAAAUUUUUAUCUGUUUUAAUGUAAAGUAAAAUAUAGUAAAAUUUAGUAACCGAUAAUUAGACUGAACUGAAAUGAAUUGUAACUGUUUGUAAAGAAUGAAGGAAAGAACCUCAUAGCAAAAAGAGUCAUUCAGUCCGUUGUGAUAGGUCAAAUUAAAAAUCUAGUCAGAGCCAAAAAUAUGUGAAUUAAAAAUGUCCAAAGAUUAAAAGAACUUCAAUAGCCUAAACCUGCUUUUAGUUACUUUAAAGCACUAAACUGUAACAAUGCAAAAUACUUGAGUUUGAUUCGUUUGUAUAUUUGUAAACUUUUCAGGAACACCUGCACCACCAACAACGACACCACCUCUGCCAACAACGACACCAGGUAUGAAAGAUAGAACAUGUUUAUUCACAAACAAAAUUUUACUUUAAAGAUACAACAUUUAGUUAUUUAAUAUGUGUAUUGUUUUGACGAUACAGAUAUUUGAUUUAUCUUGUAAAAGAUUAAAUGUCCGCGAAAGGUCUCUCUUUCUGAAAUCCUGUUUUCAGCAAUGUUCGGGAAAGGAAAGAGAACUAUCGGCCUCCACCAGUGUGGCCUGGUUCAAAUCCUGGCGUCAAUUCAUUGUGUGGAUUGAGUUUGUUUUUAGUUUUCUUCUCUGUUCUGAGAGGUUUUUAAGAUAAGAUAAUUUAUUUAAUGUCAGAUACACAGGGGGUGGUCUCCCAAUCCCCCGAGCCACGGGCUCAUGAUAAAACUGUUUGACAAUAUAAAAGAAACAUUAAUUAAUUAAUAUCUCAAUAGCAACUAAUUAAAUUAAAAAAAAUAAUAACAUCUAUCUAUAAAAAUAAAUCGGGUCAAAGGCAAUUGCUGCAUUGACAGCCGAUAAAAUUUAACUUAGUUAAAAGUCUCCGAAAGGAUGAUGCAUUAGGUGCGUUUUUUACAGACAAUGGUAACUGGUUCCAGAUGUGCGAGAUCGUGUACGCAUAUGAACCAUGAAGGAAUCUACUAUUAUAUGAAAUUUGAACAACAUUCAGACCAUUUCUUCUAAGAUUAUAUGGUGUAUUUCGGGGUUUGAAUAAAUUGGCUACAUAGCCUGGACCAUUCUCCUUGAAACAUUUAAAAAAUAUUAUUAAGGAUUGUUCUAUGCGUCUAUGUUCCAAGGUAUUCAUAUCUGCCAUCCUAAGAAUUAAUUCAUAAUCGGUACUUUUCCCCAUGUUCAUUAUAGUUCGUAGACCAUAAUAGUUCGCAUCUUCCAGUUUCUUGUUAAGUGUUUUACCUAUACCCAAAAGUAAAGAGUUGCAGUAUUCAAAAUGUGAUAACACAAAGCUCUUGUAAAGAAGCAACAUAGUAUUUGCCGGUACUAAACGCUUAAGGCGGCGAAGUGCGCCUAUCUUGGAAUAUACUUUCUUCAGCAUGAUACUUAUAUGUUCCUUAAAAGAUAAUUUGUUAUCUAAACAUAUUCCUAGGAUCUUUAAAUGGUUGUUAAUAUCAAUGGGAGUGCCGGCAAACUCCAGGUCGUAUCGAUAGGAUGAGUUCCCAAGGAUCAUCGCCUGGGUCUUGUCCUCAUCAACCUGUAGAUAGUUAGAGGCAAACCAGGAAGAUAGUUUUUCCAUGUCAUGGUUUAAUAAGUGUUGAGAAACAACUGGGCUAUAAUCCGUAGUAUAUUGAGUUUUAUCGUCUGCAUAGAGGCGGAGCACUUGGAAGAAACGGUGACAGUUUCGUUUAUGUCGCUCAUAAAGAUGUUAAAUAGUAGAGGACUAAGGAGACUUCCCUGUGGAACGCCACAUCGUACCGUUGACCAGCUAGAGCACUUGUUAUUGCAUAUCACCCUUUGCUUGCGGCCAUGCAAGUUUCACAAAAUACCCAGGUUUUCUUCCCUCAUCACACAUUAACACACUCCUGGUUGAAUUCCAAAUUUGAUAUGUACAGUGUCUCCAGUAGUAUUGUUGUAUUUACAGAUAACUGGUUGACUUGUAACAACAGUCUUGUUGCUUUCUUUGUCGGGCUGAGGUAACGUUAUCCCUUCUCUUCUUUAGCACCAAAUCCGUGCAGCAACUAUCACGUUCUUGACGGUUUUAACCGUAGUGUGGCAAAUACAGAUCAAAGGAACUUGAGAUGUGACCAGAGACACCUGCAUCCUUUGCCAGCCUGGUAUCGCUUCAGUGGAGAAGCUGGCGACAAAAUGCCAACAUCCUGUGUACCAAAACGACGUUGUGGUACGCAUGCUCCAGGCUGGCUGAACGGUUCCCACCCAUCAGUAGGAGAAGGCAUUGUUAUUCGUCGAGUUUGUUAUCAUUGGGGUUCCAGAUGUUGCAACUGGAAAAACGAUAUUCAGAUCCAAAACUGUGGUGCUUUCUACGUUUAUCGGUUAGUUAGGCCUCCUGUGUGUUGGCUGCGUUACUGCGGUAACAAUGCAGGUGAGUUUUGCUUUCCUUCUUUGCCUGUUGUUGGAAGAGGUCUUUAAGUUAAGCCAAACCUUCUGGAGGGAAUUAAGGUGGCUGAACACAGUUUUUGGCAGUUUGUGGGUAUAUGUAUUUGCCAAAUUAUGGCAGGAGAAAGGUUGCAUCUCACAAACUGAACCUUGGCAAGUGAAAAAUAUACUGAUAUAAGAUUUUGAUUGGCAGGUAAAAUGUGCCGUUCUCGAUUGAGUACAGCCUUGAAAUUUUAAUUUUGCUCAGUUUACAUAAAAUUCACUCAUUAGAUUUUCCUAUAAACUUGCACACAACAUACGAUAAUCAUUACCAUUUGAAAUUUAUUUGAUAAAGUCUUAACAGACGGAUUUUUAGAUAAUUAAUUAUAUAAUUGUACUGUAAUUACUAAAUGUGUUACAAAAUUUGUCUGUUCAACUUCAUUUCUAACGUUCUCAUUAUUUGGAAUACGAUAAAAGUAAGAAUUCUGCUAAAUAUCUCAAAAAUUUUAAUGAGUAGAAGAAUGAGAAAUCGUCUUCUGUGUACCAUUGCUAUUUUCGCCGCCAUGUUUGUUUGUGUAAUUUAAAACACACGCUGUCACGUGAGUUACCGCUGACGGCCCGCAACUCUGUGUUCAGCCACCUUAAUUGAAGGGACAGAACCAAGUUCAUCAAGGGUGGUAUUUAAGACGUUUGUUAUCUGCCGAACCAAGAUAACUGUCCGCGAUGGAGACUCAAAGGGAUUCAGGUGCUAUAUAUAUAGAAUAAGGAAAAACCUAAACCUUGUAGACGUUUUCAAAAAAGGAAAACUAUUACGGGGUUUCGAUGAUCUAAAACCACUGUUUCUUAUUUCAAACUUUUUAUUGCGCUAUUGUACAUAGGCACCAUACUUUAAUAUCUUACGUCUGCAAUGUUUUUCAGGAACGCCUCCACCACCGACAACGACACCACCUCUACCAACAACAACACCAGGUAUAAAGGACAUGAUAUGGUCUCACAGAAACAACACUAUACCUUUUUUAAUAAAGGCCACAACAUUCUGUUGCUAGUACAAAUUUAUAGUUUAUCAUGUGCAUAUUUGACUAAUCAUUUAAAGAAUAAGCGUAGGUUUAAGCUAUCUCUGUUUUAGUCUAGUUUUUCUCCGGCCUUUUUCGGGGGAUCAGGGUUGGUUGUUGUGAAAGAUUGCUGUGCCCCAGAAUAAAAUCUCGGUGCCCACGCCAUACGUAAAUUGAGUUUGUUGUUGGGUCUCCUCUCUGAUUCCAGAGGUUUUUCUUUGUAUACUCCGGUCCCUACUUUCCUAAACCAGCUUUUCAAAAUUGAAAUUCCAUCUGAAAAGAGCUUCUAGGUAAACGAGAGUACCAAGAAAAAAUAGAUUUCUCAUUGUGCGAAUUUGGAGCUGAAUCUUUUUUUGCGAGGUACCAAAAUUAAAGUAGCUGUCGAUGAAACGUUUCUUGGCGUGAUUCCAGACAGGCUUCUUGACUGGUCUAAUCAUAUUUAAUUAUACGAUCACUACAUUAAUUUCGAGGUUCAGCCUACUUAAGAGGGCGAAAAAAUACCUGCCUCUUCUGCUUAGGAAAUUAUUUUACAAUGCUUUGAUUACGUCAAUAUUAGAAUAUUGCUGCUCUGUGUGGGGAAACACUACGAAUGAUAAUUUAAUAAGGCUCCUCAGAAUUCAAAAAUGUUGAGCAAGGUUAAUUUUGGACACAAACAUUUAUGCCAGCUCAGUUGAUCCUUAUAACAAGCUGGGCUGGAUCCCAAUUGAUCAUACCAUAGAAUUUAGGAAACUUUUUAUUAUUUUUAAUAUUAUGCUUAAUGUCAUGAUUAUUUCGAUCAUUAUAUUUGCUACGUACAUACCAGACAUAAUUACGGAACUAGAGCGUCAGCUAGUAUGGAAAUAUCUGUCGCUUUUUUAAUACCAAGACUGGUGAACGUACAUUUCUUGCAAGUGGUCCCAGACUUUGCAAUAACCUAGCUAGAAACAUUAGGGGUGGGUCUAAGUUAUAGGCCCAAAUUUAUAAGUGAAUUACAUAAACAGUUUAUUUGACCGUAAUUUUGAAAAUGACCAUUUUAGCAUUAACUUAUAAUGUCUUUAUAUUAUUACUGAUUUGUUAUCUCUUUUCUGACGUUUUUAUUGCUUUUGUUGUUUUGUACUUUUUCAUAUUUUUAUUUUUGUAUCUGGACCACAAUGAAACUAAUAGAAUUUCCAGUAAUUGUAUUAUCUCUUAAAAUCCUUAUUAUUACUUUUAAUUACUUUUAAGAUGGCUGCAGGUUUAACAGUUCUUAGAAAUCCGAAUAUUACCAUCAAUAAAGUUAGUUUGUAUUUAUUUAUUUGUUUUAUUCUGUUAUGGUUCAUGUAUAUUGUUGCCGAUUUUUUUAAUUAUUAAUAAACGUUUUAUUUGUUAUCUUGGUCUUGCUGCUUCCACCAGCGAGUGGACUGAAAUCUUCACUAUUUCUCUUUAGCACCAAAUCCAUGCAGCAACUAUCAUGUUCUUGACGGGUUUAACCGUAGUGUGGCAAAUACAGAUCAAAAGAACCUGAGAUGUGACCAGAGACACCUGCAUCCUUUGCCAGCCUGGUAUCGCUUCACUGGCGAAGCUGGCGACAGAAUGCCAACAUCCUGUGUACCAAAACGACGUUGUGGCACGCAUGCUCCGGGCUGGCUGAACGGUUCCCACCCAUCAGUAGGAGAAGGCAUUGUUACUCGUCGAGUUUGUUAUCAUUGGCGUUCUAGAUGUUGCAACUGGAAAAACGAUAUUCAGAUCCAAAACUGUGGUGCUUUCUACGUGUAUCGGUUAGUUAAGCCUCCUGUUUGUUGGCUGCGUUACUGCGGUGAUAAUGAAGGUGAGCUUUUUUUUCCCCUUCUCAUGUUUUUGGGACAACUAUUAUUGAAGGUGCACCAUACAAAAGCUGCCCAUGCAAGAGUUUGGUUAACUUUGUUUAAAUUUUACUUGAGGACACCUUUGGCGAAAAUUUGGAUUAUCGUUGGUGUGGGUCAAAACCUUUGCCGUUCUUCUAUUGCUUCGGACUUAAUCCUUUACGCUGAAGCAUUUUGUUCUGUCCUCUGUAAUGUUCUGCUAGCGCUUGUGAUAUUAACAAUUUGUGAAUCUGGUAAACAGGCAAAUGAGGUGCUUUUGGCUGCUUAAGAAAUCUCAGCUUGGUUUUGGGUGAAUUUGUUUAUAGGCCGUGUUUCAGCAAAUUAUCAGCAAAAAUUGUUUCUUCUUUGGGAUUGCGUCAUUAAUGUGCGGAAAACUCAAACAAAAACAAACAACGAUGGCUCUAAACAAUGCAGUAGCCUGAGAAUACCGCCCAUGAUAUUUCCCGACGCCAUCAUUGCUGCUUUCCCUUCAUUUCGACCAUCAGAAGUACUACACAGAUCUGACACAUCAUCACCAUGGAGUUUCUACAUUCCUUAGGGAAACCACUGGAAACGUCGCGAAAUGACGAGUAUUUCCUGUAGCUGUAAACACUGGUGGACCAUGAUAAUAUAGAAUCCAUGCUAUGAAUUCAAAAAAAAUAUGUCAUUGUCUUUUUUCUUUUCUUUACUUGUUUAUUUUUUAUUUGGGAAUAAACGGGGAACAAUUUCUUCACCUCUGCAAUUCACUGCUUUUAGUUUAAAAUCGAAUUUUAAUGCUUCUCAUGAUAGGAAUAAAUUAAUGUAACACUCUGUAUGUUAUGCCUUUCCUUUCAGGCCUCACAACGACACCACCAUCACCAACCUCACCCACUCCACCAGGUACGAAAAUUACU